GGAGGAGGAGGAGGAGGAGGAGGGGUGUGAGCGUGUAAUUACGUUGGUUAGGAAAAAAAAAAAAGUUGGUCUGAUUUGCUGGAAUCGCGCAUGCAGGAGCGAAGGUGCGCCGCAUAUGAGGCAGUUGAGCUCAGGGCGCAACAUCACACGCGCGCACACACACACGCAAACACACGCGCGCGUGCAGGAAAACACGCUGCAGCUUUUUUACUUUGACGCCCGCUGCAAUUGUUUUUUUGUUUUGUUUUUUGUGUGUUUUUUUCCCCACCUUUUCCCCCACCGCCCGUUUCGACAAUCUUUCGGACCGCGAAAGUUGAUGGAUUUUCUCGGAGGAUUUCUUCUUCUUCUCGCUCGCCGCGGAUGAGUUGGGCUCGCUGUGCAGGAAUGGCACGAUAAAAGUCAGCACCAACUCCUUUCCCCCUCUUCUUCUUCUUCUUCUUCUUCUUCUUCUCCUUCUCCUCCUCCUCCUCCGACUCGUCAUGUAUUCUCCAAUUUGUCUCACUCAGGAUGAGUUCCAUCCCUUCAUCGAGGCCCUCCUCCCGCACGUCCGCGCCAUCGCCUACACGUGGUUCAACCUCCAGGCGCGGAAGCGCAAGUACUUCAAGAAGCACGAGAAGCGGAUGUCCAAGGACGAGGAGCGCGCCGUCAAAGACGAGCUCCUGAGCGAGAAGGCCGAGGUCAAGCAGAAGUGGGCCUCGCGGCUCCUGGCCAAGCUGCGCAAGGACAUCCGGCAGGAGUACCGGGAGGACUUUGUCCUGAGCGUGACGGGCAAGAAGCACCCGUGCUGCGUGCUGUCCAACCCGGACCAGAAGGGCAAGAUCCGCCGCAUCGACUGCUUGCGGCAGGCCGACAAAGUGUGGCGCCUGGACCUGGUCAUGGUCAUCCUCUUCAAAGGCAUCCCUCUGGAAAGUACGGACGGCGAGCGCCUGGUCAAGUCGCCGCACUGCACCAACCCCGCACUUUGCGUCCAGCCGCACCACAUCACCGUCUCGGUCAAGGAGCUGGACUUGUUCCUGGCCUACUACGUCCAGGACCAAGACUCCCAGCAGUCAGGAAGUCCAAGUAACAAUGAGCCAGGCAAGAACCCUCUUCCAGUCUAUUUGGAAGACAGCUUCAUCAAAUCGGGAGUGUUCAGCGUUGCGGAACUGGUGCGAGUAUCCAGAAUGCCCAUUACCCACGGUGCGCCGGUGAACUUCUCCAUGGCGGACAUGCCCGGCCAGCCCUACUAUCACGACCUGAACUCUAGCGUGGGGAUGCAUCGCUCCCUGUCCUCCCCACCCGGCAGCAAAAGGCCCAAAACCGUCAACAUGGAGGAGAACAUGGACACCAGCCCGACCGGUCCCGACUUCUACUCGUCGCCGAGCUCGCCGGCCAGCAGUCGGGCAAACUGGCAUGACCGAGAUGGAGCAGACAUGUCCUCGCCUAGCAUGAAGAAGCCAGAAAAGCCGAUGUUCAGCCCCACCUCCCCGCAGGAGUCCUCGCCACGAAUCAGCACUUUUCCUCAGCCUCAUCACCCGGGCUUGGCGGGCGUAGGACACAGCGUUAUAUCGACGAGGAGUCCGCCGCCGCACUCGCCGCUGCAGUUCUCUGCCUCGGCCAUCCUGCCCCCCGCGCCGUCGUCCUACUUCCCGCACACCACCAUCCGCUACCCGCCCCACCUCAACCCGGCCGACCCCCUCAAGAGCUACGUGCCCUCGUACGACCCGUCCAGCCCGCAGAGCAGCCAGCCCAACAGCAGCGGCCAGGUAGUGGGCAAAGUCCCGGGCCACUUCACACCCGUCCUGGCUCCCUCCCCGCACCACGGCGCCGUGCGACCCGUCUCGCUGUCCAUGCCCGACACCAAGCCCAUCACCACGUCAACGGAAGGCUACUCGGCUCCCGGCACCCCGACGGCGAACCGCUUCGUUGGCCUGAGCCCCAGAGAUCCCGCCUUCCUCCACCAGCAACAGCUGAAGAAGUGUGACUGGAGCGUGACUCAAAACGGCAGGCAUUAUGGCCCCAGUGCCGUCGACGACACUUUGGGGAUUGCUUGGCAAAGUCCUGGUACCUGGGCGAGCUUAGUUCCAUUCCAAGUGUCGAACGGGACGCCGAUUCUGCCAACAAAUGUCCACCAGAACUACAGCAUAAGCAUCAUUGGUGAGCCGCUGGUCCCCGCUGAGACUGGGAACUGAGCCCAGAGGGUGGAUGAGUGUUUCUGAGAAGGUGCGCUUGGGGGGUGGGGGGGGGGGCGCAGAAACCAGCAAAUGCAGCAGCAGCUGUACAAUCUCAACACUCUUCCCAAACUGUCCCAACCCCCUCGCCUGCUUUUCCCUGGGCUGUGAUGGACGCUGGAGUAAGGAAGGAAGCUUCAGGUGUGCCCUCCCACCCCUCCUCCUCCCCCUUUACACACACAUAACCACCCACCCAACACACACACACACACACACACAUACACACACGUACACACAUACAGUAUACAUACACCAGCCAGUUGUUGUUUGCAGGACUUUCCAAUGCAUUCAAAUACUGUGAUGUAUAGAUGCCUUAAUGUUCUACUGCAUGACACUCAAAUCUGUGCUUCUAAUGCUAAACGCGCGGGGGGGUGGGGGGUGGGGGGGGGGGUGGGGUCAAACAAAGUCACUGUGUACACCGUCGAAAAACAUUCAGCGUUCUUCUUCGUCGACUGUGAUGCCGGGAGAAACAAAAUGUUUAUUCUUUUUUGUUUUGUUUUUGGGAUACUUCCAACAAUUAAGAGAGUUAACUUGAGAUUGGACCCCUCACUAAAAGAUUUGUGACCCCCUUUAAAAAAGGUUUUGGUUAAAGAAGAGCAAUUUCCAUGGAGGCAAGUGCAAUUGAAUUAUUUUGAAGGGAAGCUAUCAGUCUGUCAGCCCUCAGACUCUAAAGGAAAGGGGGAUAAACAUGGAAUGGUUUUAUGGGUAAAUGUUUUUUUUUUUUUUUAAAUACAAUUUGAUUUCAGUCCCAAUCCCAGCAGCAACACCAGCACUUGUUUUUCUUUAGUGCCCUUCCUCAAUUGUACAGGGACAUAUUGUUUAUUCUUUUCUUAUUUAUUUCUCGGAAAAAGGUGGGAAAAUAACCCCUUAGAGAAAGAAAUGAACACAUGGUGUGUGCAAAAAAAAAAAAUAAAAAAGGCAUUUCUCUUUUUUUUUUUUUUUUCAAAAAAUAAGAUCAAGAGCAUUUUGGCCGUUGGCUUUGAAAGCGUAUGUUUACAAGAGGAAGAAACAAGUGUUAAUUGAUGGAAAUGUACAGUGAAAUUGUCAAUCAGUCAGGCGGUGGCAAAAAAAAAAAAAAAAAAAAAUUCAAACUGACAGCCAUCAGUCCCUGCAGUCUCUCCACUUCAUUUGCACGACGAUACAUGACGUCCACAUGACGUGCCUUUCUGCAUAUCUUCGCACGCACGCACACAUGCACACACACACACACACACACACACACACACCCCACAUUCAUUUUGAUCUUUUUCAUCAUUGUAGAAACAUGCAGAGUUAACAUUUUUAAGGUUUUUGUACUCUGAAAAUGAACUGUUUAACUUCACAUACUAUUUUCUGUGUCACUGUUCCAUCGCGUAUCCGGGCUGUGUAUAGUCAAGUUUGUAAUCGGUUUGUUUGUUUAUUCUCCCUCCAGUAUUUUUCCCUGCGGCUUUUCUAAUAACCUAUCAUCUUUUCCCUCCCUUUCCGCACUCAUCCUUGAAUUCAGAAUUAUAAAAAUUAUGCAAUACCGAGUUUUGCCUAUAUAGGUAGUGCUUAUAGACGACGUCAAAUAUUAGAGGCUAGUUUGGAGAUAGACACUAUUGUAAUGCAUUUAUUUUGUUGAUGUUGUUGUUGAUGUUGUUGUUGUGGGUGUUUUUUUUUUCCUCCUUUUUUUUAUUUGACCAAAGUGGGGGCUGCUGUCUAUUCAGUCUCAGACAAGGUCUUCUCUUCCCGCUUAGGUCUAGUCUAGUCUAACAUUUGUAACGUUUUUUUUUUUUUUUUCUCUCCCUAAAAAUACAUCCAUGUUGGUUGUACGGCUGCAAAGUCACCACUCGGUCUACUGUGACCUUUUUUUUUUUUCUUUCGCCUCCGGAGAGACGGCUCGACUUGAGGCCGGGACAAUCACGCAAAGACAUCGCACACGCACACACACACGCACGCACGCACGCACGCGAACACACGUCAUUUGGAUGCAAUUCCCGAGUAGAUGCCUUAACAGCAACCAGUGGCCUGUCAUCUGUGCAACAAUCACACACAGCGACCAAUCCUGGCGAGGGCCCGUCCAAAUCGGUGUGUCGACUCCCAACCGCUGCGAAAUGACCCAAUUUCACUGAAUUGCUCUGAAAAUGAUUGAUGACAAAUAUCUCAUCUGGUCAUCUAUCCGUGCCAGCGACGUAUAGUGACAGGCAGAAAAAAUUAAAUGUUCGUGCAUUAGAUGGCAGAAGGUACAACGCCUAAUAAGUCAUGGCACCCGUACACUGAGUAAAUGUGUAAAUACAGCAAACCCGUUCAUCGCAUACAAAUGAAAAGCCGCAAUAUACAGAGACCAUAUAAAAACAAUUUUUAAACUAGUUUUGCACUUUCCACACGCUUUAAACACAUUUAAACGUAUUCAUUUGACAUUAAAAACGAUGACUGUAGCGGCUGUUUUCGUAUUUGAACACAAAACAAUUUGCGAGCAUAAAAGGUACAGGAAAAUACUGCACGUAUUUGAUAAUGCAUAACGUACAUAAUGGUGCGCAACGGCCGCAUAAUUCCGUCCUUCCCGAAAACAUAUCCGGGAGUUUUGUCUUCUCCCGAAUUGUCGAAGCCUUCGGGGGCGGGGCAUAAAAAAAAGCAAGGAAGUCUUUUAUCUGAGAAUGGUGAUGUUACAAAUAGCCAAUUGGAGCCUACGAAAAAAAUCUCAAUCUCACAAUACUGCUUAAAUGUUCAUUAUUUGAUAUAUGCAUUUAGUGUUUACUUUUGGGGAUAUUUUGUGCCGUGAGAUUAGUUUCUAAUGUAAAAUAGAUGCCUUGGCUCAAUCAAAUUUCAAUCAACACCACAUAUAUAUAUUCCCAUAGUCGAUUUUGCAAUUCUCUUCACCCCCCCCCCCCCCCCCCCCCCCCCCACCCGCCUUAGAAGGAAUACAUAGCACUUAAAUCGCAGCUAGGCAAUCCCUCCUCUGUUUUCAAGCAAAACCUCUCAGGCGCAUCACAGGGGCAUUAUGCAUGUCAAUCAGUGCAACACGUGUUGACACCUUUUUGCACUCGUUCGCCCUCCCGUUUGGCCAAAGCAGGACGACAAAUCCUCAAGUCCAGCGGCAUCUCGCCGACCUUUUCAAUUUAUUUUGGUCCUUUUUUUUUCUGGAGUGCUUUGCAGCCUGCGACCAGAGACCCCAUUGAAGUGCAUUGUCCCCAAGACUGUGUGUGUGUGUGUGUUUAUUGGAUUGGGAGACAUGAUAGUGUCAAUGACGGUUGUGUGUGUGUGCGUGCGAAGAUAAAGGUCUUCUUAUGGACGAAAAAAAAACAAGUUUGUACACUGUAAUAAACCUUCCUGAGAGUUUAACGCCCUUAUAUGUAAAUCUUCUGAUUCGCGGGGGGGGGGAGUGUCAAUUCCAUUUUAGGAAAGAAAACAAGUGUUUUGGAGGCUGGUUUGGAGUCAGAACUCCUCAUCCCCUGGAUGAAUAGAAUCUGUCGUUGUUGUCUUCCUGUAUGUAAUCUAAGGGUUGAUUUUCCGCGAGUGUAUACAGUGAACCCCCGAGCCCUGCCCUGAAUAGCAGAAAUCUGCAAAUAAAUUGACACCCCCUUAAAAAAAUGUUUUUAGAAUUUCUUAUAGAUGCCACAAGAUGGUGGCAAAGCACUAUUUUUGUCAAAAUGAAACUACUCAAAUCACGUCAACAUAGUUCUUUGCCACCAAGAUGCCACAAAAUGGCGGGAAAGCGCUUUUUAUCAAAUGGAACGCCUCAAUUCACGUCACCAUAGUUCCUCGGCCCCCGAGAUGCCACAAGAUGGCGGCAAAGCACGACCGUUGUCUAAAUGAAGCUCCUCAAUUCAUCUCAACGUAGUUCGAAAUCGUGAAUAAGCGGGGGCUUCACUGUACGAGAUGACAACAAAAAAAUGAAGGCUUAUUUGUUGAAUUAUUAUGAUUUCUCCGAACUUGCUUAGCGCUCGUAGAUAUUUCAAUUUGGAAAUUGUUAAUUCCUUAGUGUGGCCAUAGCACGUGUGUUUGUUUGUUUGGUUGGGUUUUUUUUCAUGGAAAAAAAAAAGAUGCGAUUUCUUGUCCAACAAGACGGCGGUGUGAGUUUUUUUUUUUUUUUGUAGCAGCUGGGUCGAGACCCACUCCCCCCACCCCCACGCCCCACCUUACCCCUAAGAUUAUAUGAGAAAAGCAGGGUUUAAAAAAAACAAAAACAAAAAAUGUCCUACUAUCAGAUAGUUGUCGAUGUUUUUUUUUUUGUGCUAUUUCCCAAUUGACGCUCGUAAAAUAUUCCUUUUCGGGGGGGAAAAAAACCCCAACAACAAAAAAAAAAAAACGCUCGCAAAGCCCCUCCCAUUAUGCACUUUUUGUGAAAUGGAAAGCAUUGAUGGCGAGCGCUUGACCACGAGGUACCGUACCUUCCAGUCCAUUCGAGUUGCCGGCCAGGGUUUGAAUGUAGAAUCAGUGUUCCACCCCUUCAAGUAUUAUUGCAUUGAUGACUUAUUUUAUGCAAAACACGUGCAAUUUCCCACUGACGCCACCGUGAGGGCUCGUACCUGCAGGAAGUCUUUUUCUCUCUCUUUCUCUCUCAUCAACCAGCAAUCCCCCCCCCCCCCCCCCCCGCCCAACCCCCCACCAAAACAAGACGAGCAAUGCAGUGCCUGUUCCAAGCUGUUCAACUUGUACAUACAUGUAAAAUGUGACAUAGACUUACUUUUUCGGUGGGGCUUAUUCAUGUCCGAGCAUGUCGGCACACAUGAAGCUUGCUUUUAGCAGAAAAAAAAAACAAAACAAAAAACACACACAAAAAAAAGAACCUCUUUGUUUGUUUAUUUGUUUGUUUUUGGGGCAGCGCUACACAUGGAGUGCAGUCUUUUUUUGAAAUGCAGGGCAGGUCUUGUGGCACUUUUACUUCCCCGUGUGCGCACGCAACAACAACACCACCAACGAGACGUUAUGUAUACAGUACGUACUGUAUGCAAAGCAGCAGUGAUGAUAGUUCCGCUGCGAGUGUGUGCAAGAGGUCUUUGUAUCUGAAUGUACGUUUUAGAGGACUUUGGUUUUUCUUCUUCUCACUUUUCAAUCUUAUUUUAGGAGCCACAAGGUGUCCAUUGUGAACUGUACAGGCCUCCUUUUGCUUAUUUUAUCAGUGUUUUUUGUUGUUGUUGUUUUUUUUCUUUGUUUUUUGUUUUUAAGUGACGCCUUCCAGUCGGUUACAUUUGGUGCAGGGGUUAAAA
Molecule: messenger RNA, 7378 nt
Organism: Phyllopteryx taeniolatus (common seadragon)
Lineage: Eukaryota; Metazoa; Chordata; Actinopteri; Syngnathiformes; Syngnathidae
Product: nuclear factor 1 B-type
Exons: 12
Coding region: 480-2171 (563 amino acids)
Biological process (GO): regulation of transcription by RNA polymerase II
Cellular component (GO): nucleus
Molecular function (GO): RNA polymerase II cis-regulatory region sequence-specific DNA binding; DNA-binding transcription factor activity, RNA polymerase II-specific
Source: RefSeq, a predicted model, not a curated record